UCGCGCGUUUUUCGCACAUGGCUCGCAUGGCUGCUGUCACAUUAUUGUUGUUGCUGUCGCUCUGUGCUGUGUGGUUUGGUUAGCUGGCUGUGUAGUUUACGCCAGCUGAACUCUCUCGGCGCGCGCGUAUGAGCGCGGUCACUGCGGAUCAAAGCAUCGUGAAGCGUGCCCGUCGACCUUUUCUUUCACUGCCGCCGUAACGUUAGUGCGCGUGCACGCGGUUUUCAGGGUCAUCGGAGUGGCCAUGGCUGCCGCCGCCUCAACUGCUGAGCCCGCUGAGCCGCUGCUGACAGAGCGCAUGGUCGAAGAAGAACAGAAGCUCUUCGAACAGGGCACAAAGGAAGAAGAGCAGCGUACCCUGAGCCGGCAGGAGCAGCAGGCGGCGGAUCGCGAGGCGUGCCUCAAGCGGCUCAAGAAGCUGCUGCAUGCCACCAACAUCUACUCGCAGUUCCUCAUUGACCGCAUUGAGAGGCAGAAUGCAGAGAGGACUGCCCAACAGCAGCGACAUGGCCGUGGCAAGAAGGCACCAGAGGGAGCCUCUGCUGAGGAGCAACAGCAGCCAAGCCGAGCCUCCAGCAGGUUGACCAAGAAGCAGAGCAGUGCAGAGCCCCCGAAAACACCAAGUCGCAAGAGGAAGGCUUCGCCCAAUUCGCAGGGGACCAAGGCCAAGUCAGCUCUGCUGGACCUGGAAACCGCUACACCACCUUCUUCCCAGGAGGGAUCUUCCUCCCGUCCAUCAAAUGGCCACCACAACCCCGAGGGCCAGCCGACCCUCUUCACGGGGGGCGUCAUGAGACCCUAUCAGGUCGAAGGAUAUCAGUGGCUCAAGGUCCUGUACGAGAAUGGUGUCAACGGCAUCCUGGCGGACGAGAUGGGCCUGGGCAAGACCAUCCAGGUGAUUGCCCUGAUCUCGUCGCUCGUCGAGAGCGGUCUGCCGGGCCCUUACCUUGUGGUGGCGCCACUGUCCACCCUGCCUAACUGGCUGAGCGAGCUCCAGCGCUUCACUCCAUCGCUCUCGGUGGUGCUCUACCAUGGACCCAUGGAGGAGAGGCACGCGCUAACGCCACAAAAGCUUCGCCGCACGACGGUGGUGGUGACCUCGUACGAGGUGGCCAUGCGGGACCGUGCCCGGCUGGCACCCCUCGACUGGCUCCUGCUGGUGGUGGACGAGGCGCACCGGCUCAAGAACUUCCGGUGCCGGCUGGUGCGGGAGCUGAGCCAGUACCGGGCCUCCAACCGGCUCCUGCUGACGGGCACCCCGCUGCAGAACAGCCUCACCGAGCUGUGGGCCCUGCUGCACUUCCUCAUACCCGAGAUCUUCCACGACCUGCGCGUGUUUGAGUCCUGGUUUGACCUGGGGGCGUUGUCGGGGGCCAAUGACGAGGCGGCACAGUUCAUCCAGCGCGAGGAGUCUGACCACAUUGUGUCCACCAUGCAGGAGAUUCUGAAGCCCUUCCUGCUCCGACGGACCAAGGAUGACGUUGUGCUCGAGCUGCCGCGCAAGACUGAGCUACUGGUGUAUGCACAGCUGAGCCCGCUUCAGGAGAAGAUUUACAAGAUCUGCAUGGACCGUGCGUUUGAGGCUGCAACUGAAACUAAGGUACCUACAUCUUUUCGUCGACAUUUUCUUUUGGCGUUGAGCCAGCACGUGCCAAUGACAUCCUCCAUGCAGGACGAAGCCGCCGAAGAAGUGGAUGUGAAGCCUUUGGGCCGGGGACGGCGCACCUUGAGGAAGAAGCCCGUCAAGUACACCGUUCCCGGAGAGGAUGACAUCUUCGCCCACAACAGCGACGAGGACGAGGAGAACUCUCGAGACAGCGGCAUCAGUUCAGCGUCGUCCAAGGACGAAGCCCAUGACCCGUACGAGCAGCUUCGCCGGAGCAAAAACCCGCUGAUGGACCUGCGGAAGGUGUGCAACCACCCGUAUCUCUUCCGUGGGCUGUGCGAGGAGGACGACGGCACCAACGGCGAGCACCUGGUCCAGGCCUGCGGCAAGCUCCGGCUUCUGGACUGCAUGCUCGGCGAGCUCAAGCGCCGGGGCCACAAGGUGCUGAUAUUUUCGCAAAUGUGUCGCGUGUUGGACAUCCUCGAGGACUACUGCGUCAUGCGGCGGUUCAAGUUCUGUCGCCUCGACGGGACGACGAGGGUGGAGGACAGGCAACAGCAGAUGAAGCUCUUCAACGAGAACCCAGACUACUUUGUGUUCCUGCUGUCGACACGGGCGGGUGGCCUGGGCAUCAACCUGACCGGUGCGGACACGGUGGUGCUGUACGACUCGGACUGGAACCCCCAGUGCGACCUACAGGCCAUGGACCGCUGCCACCGAAUCGGGCAGACCCGGCCGGUCCUGGUCUACCGGCUAGUCACGCGUGGCACGGUUGAGCAACGCAUGAUCGAGAUGGCCGGGGCCAAGCGGCGCCUUGAAAAAAUCAUCAUGCAGAAAGGCAAGUUUGCCAAGGUGGGCAAGGAUGCCUCGAAGGGUGCUGCCCUCUCCCCCCAGGAGCUUCUGGACCUUCUGCACUCCACAGACCACUCGGCUGUCAUUGAGGCCGGCUCCACCGUGCUCUCAAAGGCCGAGCUGAACGCCUUGCUCGACCGAACACGCCUUGCCGCAGAUCAAGGCAGCGCGCCGAACAGGCUGUUCGAGGUUGUCGUGAAAGACGGCGAUACCAUCGACAACCUUGGCUAAGCCUUCAAGGACGACGGGACCAAAUCCAUCAUCUCAUAUCUUUAUUAAUACUAAACCAUAAGUUCAUGGCUUAUAGAGAGAGGCUGUUUUAUUUAUAUGUGCAUUUGCAUUAGGUCACAGAGUUUACCUUUUAGUACGAAAUUGGUCUGUUUGUACAGUUCUGAAGUUGGGCACAAGUGUGCUCAAGUUGUGAUAUAAUAAAAGGUACUUUUACAGAA
Messenger RNA from Dermacentor andersoni, 2907 nucleotides. Its product is annotated as lymphoid-specific helicase-like. Gene Ontology annotation, molecular function: chromatin binding; ATP binding. Lineage: Eukaryota; Metazoa; Arthropoda; Arachnida; Ixodida; Ixodidae. The record is from RefSeq and is a predicted model, not a curated record. Gene Ontology annotation, biological process: DNA methylation-dependent constitutive heterochromatin formation; pericentric heterochromatin formation; lymphocyte proliferation. Gene Ontology annotation, cellular component: pericentric heterochromatin; nucleus.